Molecule: messenger RNA, 1488 nt
Organism: Solanum lycopersicum (tomato)
Lineage: Eukaryota; Viridiplantae; Streptophyta; Magnoliopsida; Solanales; Solanaceae
Source: RefSeq, a predicted model, not a curated record
AAAAAAAGGGUUUAGUGCUAGCCAAGGAUAAGGGUUUUGUAAGAGCUUGAAAUGUUUACAUUGCAGCACCCUGCAUUUCUUUUCCAGGUGCCACGGAGCAGGGUUUCACCUCAACGGCAGUCAUUUCUAAGCUCUCCCAUUCGUUCCCGUUUUCAUUUUCUUCCUAAUCAAAUGGCGAAAACCACAGAUUUCCUAACCUUAUUUGAAGAAGAAGAAAAUAACAACGACGCUGAUGGGGUUGGCGGUAGAGAAGAUGAUGAGAAGAAUUAUGACAAAGAUCCUGAACUUGCUGAUAUUCUUGGCACCUGUCUUGAUGAUCCCGAUAAGGCUAAGUCAAGGUUGGAGGAGAGAUUGAGAAAGAAAAGGAAUAAAAUUGUACAUACAAAGACAGGUUCACCAACACCCAUGACAGUCGAAUUCAACAAAUUUGAUUAUUCAAACACCUUUAUAUGGUUUGAGUUCUACAAUGCCCCAUUGGAGAAGGACAUCUCCUUGAUUUGUGACACAAUUCGGUCUUGGCACAUUGUUGGACGUCUUGGUGGAUGUAAUUCGAUGAAUAUGCAAUUGUCCCAAUCUCCUUUGGACAAAAGACCAAAUUAUGAUGCUGUUCAGGGGGCAAAUGUAACACCUACUACAUUCUAUAAUAUUGGAGAUGUUGAGAUUCAAGAUAACGUGGCUCGCAUAUGGGUGGACAUUGGGACUAGUGAGCCUUUACUGUUGGAUGUAUUGAUUAAUGCUUUGUCACAGAUAAGUUCCGAUUAUGUCGGUAUCAAACAAGUAGUAUUUGGUGGAUCUGAAUUUGAGAACUGGAAGGAGAACAUGACAUCGGAGGAUGCCGGUUACAGUGUUCACAAGAUAUAGAUGACUUAUUGAGUCUGAAAGCUUCUGGUUAGAAGAUGAAACACAGCAUAGGAGGUAAAGGGCUCUAAGAAGUGGCAUUUGUUAACACAAAAGCAACUAGAGAUCGGGUUUACCACUCGGGCUUUCAAGCUGCUAAUACCAGUGUCAGUGUCUUGGACAAAAGCAGUAUUAAUGAAAAGCUGCAAGUUGUCCAUACCAUAGAAAUGUAUGUUUGUUUACUUACUAUCUUUGGUUUCAGAUGGAAAGAAAAUUGUGUAGAGUGAGGAAGAAGAGCUUAAUAAAUUCGGAUUCCAUACAAGGUAGUGAGUUAUUCUAAGUGGUAUGUGAGUUAUUCUAAGUCGUAUGAGACAACCACUUCGCAAAAGGGUUUCAUUUCUAUGGUGAGUUGUGCCCUGCAUCCAUGAAAUCUCCUGUCACCAUUUCUCAGUAGCCAUGUCUUGGUCAACUCUGAGAUUCAAGUGUAAAACAAGUUGGUGAUAUAAUGUAUCACAACAUUCUACUUUGACAACAUAUUGCACACUACGUAUCUGUUUGUGUCAAUCAAGGUCAACUCAAAAGAGUAGGAAUUUACGUUGAUCAAAUAUAUAUUGUAUUUAAUAAGAAAUCAUGAUUAGAAAUUUACUUUGA